Messenger RNA from Papilio machaon (common yellow swallowtail), 998 nucleotides. Its product is annotated as transmembrane protein 222. NCBI's taxonomy places the organism in Eukaryota, Metazoa, Arthropoda, Insecta, Lepidoptera, Papilionidae. The transcript is spliced from 4 exons. The record is from RefSeq and is a predicted model, not a curated record. The coding region runs from base 175 to 729 and encodes 184 amino acids.
UAAAUACUUCAAUAUAACAAUUAUCGAUUAGUUUACAGUAGUAAUUGAAUUACAAAAACUGUCCUGGUAUAUUAUUUUGGUGUUUUAAAAGUUUGAAAACAUAUCAGUCUUAACUUGGUAUUUUCUAUUUGAGCUCGCUUUGAUAUUAUGUGAUCGUGUAAGUUAUUUACAAGCAUGAAUGGUGAUCAGAGUCCCGGAAGUCCUUUAGAUCUUAGCGAUCGUGAACAAGCUGUAUUAAUGGAUCCUAUAGACCAUGAAAGAUGUAGAUAUCCUUACUGCAUCGUCUGGACCCCUAUACCCGUUUUAACAUGGAUUUUCCCAUUCCUUGGCCACAUGGGAAUUUGCACUUCAAAUGGGGUCAUUAGGGACUUUGCGGGUCCAUAUUUUGUAUCAGAAGAUCUGAUGGCUUUUGGCAACCCCACCAAAUACUGGCAACUCUCCCCAAAGAAGGCAUUAAAUGGACAGGCUGGCUGGGACACGGCUGUCGCUGAAGCAUCUGAGAUAUAUAAAAAAAGGAUGCAUAUAAUAUUUUAUGAUAACUGCCACUCGCAUGUGGCCACUGCUCUGAACAUCAUGAACUACGGAGGCUGCAAAAACUGGAACAUGGUGAAACUGGCAUUUUAUAUGAUACCUUAUUCAAAAUAUGUCAGUUUUGGAAGCUUUUUGAAGACCUGGCUGCCUUUCCUUAUCAUUGCAACUUUCAUAUGUAUCUUAGCAGCAAAAAUUUAAGCUUAUAUUAUUAAAAACUCAUUGGUCUACUUUUAAAUACUUUGUUGUUUUACUUCUGGGUCUGUAAAGCACAAAACAGUACAAUCUUCUGUAAUCUUCAAAUAGAAAUUAUUACCUAUGUGUUAAGACUGUGAUGGCUCUGUGCUUACCACCAUUUUUAAUUAAUGAUUGUUUAAUAAAAGUUUAUUUUGGUUUAGGCAAACUAAACCCAGACUUUAAAAGAUUUAUAGAGAGUUGAAAGUUUGUGAAAAUAUGUCUUGUAUAGUUUA